This is a messenger RNA of Mustela lutreola (European mink), 12729 nucleotides long. RefSeq names its product phosphoinositide kinase, FYVE-type zinc finger containing (gene PIKFYVE). Gene Ontology annotation, biological process: intracellular signal transduction; phosphatidylinositol metabolic process. The record is from RefSeq and is a predicted model, not a curated record. The coding region runs from base 3279 to 9599 and encodes 2106 amino acids. The transcript is spliced from 42 exons. NCBI's taxonomy places the organism in Eukaryota, Metazoa, Chordata, Mammalia, Carnivora, Mustelidae. Gene Ontology annotation, molecular function: metal ion binding; ATP binding; 1-phosphatidylinositol-3-phosphate 5-kinase activity.
AAUAUUCCCAACAGAAGGGUGAGGAUGAAAUGUGAGGGGUAUUUUUAGGGAAUUAAGAGUCCGCUGUUCCAAUAGAGUGGUUAUGAUUUUUAACAUACUCGAGAAAUAUGAGAAGUGCUAGAAGUCUGUAUAAAGCAAGUUACUUAGGUUUAUCGGAAGUGUGUAGGUAUAUGCUAAAUGAUCAGGUGUGGAUUCAGUGCAUCCUCUUUUAUAAUGAGUACCUGCUGACGGUAGAGGUAGUGGGUCGGGUGUGGCGCUCUCUUAUUUCUCACUUAUUUGAAUCUGGUUUUCUGCCACUCCAGAAUCCCAUCAGGAUUCAAAAAUAACCUUAGUUUUCAUUUUGGGUUGGUUUUGUUUGUUUGUUUUUGUUUGGUUGGAUUUGGGAAACACUGGGCAGGUGAAGUCUUCUGUGGAGCCAAACUACAGUCCCUUUUUCUUUCCCUGAGUGCUCCCUUUUUCUUCUUUUUGGGAAGAGUAAUAUGGAUCAUGUUGUGGUCUUGCUUUAGUAUUUUUGUUGGCAUGUUGAUGAAAAAUUGAACAGAAAAACCCUUUGUUGUUGGAAACUGACAUUUCUGGUGUUCAGCUGACUUGUAUUAUUUUGGGUACAUUUUAAGUAUUUUUAAAAGCUGUAUGUAGGAAUGAUUCAGCUGAUACAACUUGGGUUUUUUCAUCUGCUUUAUUUUGAAAUUGGCUAGUAGAUCGGGCUUGUUUAAUACCUUAUUAGCUUUCCUAUUGGCUUAAUCACCGAGAUAACGGGUGGUGGGUCUGUAUAUACUAGGAGCCUUCAAAUGAGAAGAGGCAGAGUACUGGCAUUUGGAAGAGUAGGUUAAUAUUUCUUUCUUUCUUUUUUUUUUUUUUUUAAGAUUUUAUUUAUUUAUUUGACAGAGAGAGAUCACAAAUAGGUAGAGAGGCAGGUAGAGAGAGAGGAGGAAGCAGGCUCCCUGCCAAGCAGAGAGCCUGAUGCGGGACCCGAUCCCAGGACCCUGAGAUCAUGACCUGAGCCGAAGGCAGUGGCUUAACCCACUGAGCCACCCAGGUGCCCCUAGGUUAAUAUUUCUAAUUGCCUAUCACUUAGCAAAGACUCCUGGUUUAUAUCACAGACAGUUUUUAAGCUUUCAGAGUAAGAAUUAUAAGUUUUUUCAAGAUCCUGGUGUCCUUAUGGAAUUUUUGAGAUGAACUGUGUGACUGUGUUUAUGUUUCAGAGAUUAUAGUUGCUGAGUGUUGUCAUGGUAAUUUUUAUCCUCAUAUUUCCAAAGCUGAUUAAUUAGUUUUGUAUGUGGGUGACCCUCUGAAGUAAUGCUGAGAUUCUUUAUUCAGAUUGCUAACUCUGCUUCUGACAUUAUUUCUGUCAAAGUAGAAUGUAGAUUGUUUUCCCAGGCCUGAGUGUUCCUGUAAUCACAUAAUCCCUUUUCCUUAGUGCUUUUUUUUUCUUUCCUUUUUUCCCCCAUUCCCCCUCUUUUUGAGUUUACAUUUCUUCAGUCAGCAGCUUGCUUCAAAAUCCUUUAUGCUGGAAUAUGGAUUGUUGACUACUCUCCCCAAUAGUGGAUGGUAUUAGAGGCCUCCUCUCUCCCUCUCCUUCCUUUCUUCUUCCUCCCUCCAGCCCCUCCCUCACUCUGCGGGCUCUCAACCUACCUACCUUCCUUCCUUCCUUCCUUCCUCCACCUUCCUCUACUUUCCUCUCUCUCCUCCAUCUCUCUGUCUGCUCUUCCUCAACACUCCUUCCACUUUUUCUUCCUCCUUCCCCCUCCGCCACCGUACCAAUAAACAGUUAUUGCCAAAUCAUGUUCAAGUCCAUGGUUUAAUUUCUGCUUUGUUUAAUUAAUUAAUUAUUAAUCAGGCAAUGUCUUGAGUAGUUAGAAUUCAGUUAGGCUAGAAUUGGAAGUAUGUGAAGAGCUACAAAAAUAAUUAAAAAAAAUAUUUUAUUUACUUAUUUGACACAGAGAGAGAGAGAGCGGGCACGCGAUCACAAGUAGGCAGAAAGGCAGGCAGAGAGAGAAGGGGAAGCAGGCUCCCUGCUAGGCAGAGAGCCCGAUUCGGGAAUCGAUCCCAGAACCCUGGGAUCAUGACCUGAGCUGAAGGCAGAGGCUUAACCCACUGAGCCACCCAGGCGCCCCUACAAAAAUAAUUUUGAUCUAAAGAGGAAUUCUAGAAUGAAACUUUGGGGUCUACUUACAGUUCUAUCACUGACUAGCUCAGUGACCCUCAAGAAAGGUGUUUAGGUUUAGUGUACAUUGCUUGCCUCCAAGAUGAAAUGUAGUAAUAAGGGACACCUGGGUGGCUCAGUUGGUUAAGCAGCUGCCUUCGGCUCAGGUCAUGAUCCCAGCGUCCUGGGAUCGAGUCCCACGUCGGGCUCCACGUCGGGCUCCUUGUUCAGCAGGGAGCCUGCUUCUCCCUCUGCCUCUGCCUGCCAUUCUGUCUGCCUGUGCUCUGUGCUCGCUCUCUCUCCACUCUCUCUGAUAAAUAAAUAAAAUCUUUAAAAAAAAAAAAAGAAAGAAAUGUAGUAAUAAGUCCAGCUCUGUGCUCUCUCCAGGAUUUUUGCAAAAAUAAAACAAGAUGGUAGAUAUGAUUUUGAAAGUGAAAAGCAUUUGAAAGAGUAUGAUGUCCUCAUAGUAGAACAUAAAUUAGUUGACAAACUAUAGAACUUUAAUGACUAAAGUUAUGUGUAGUUUAUGGUUCUCAUUUAUUUGAAGUAUUAAUAUGGCAGGAAAUAGACACUCGUGUUUUUCUGUAACCUCCAUCUGUUGAUGUGGUUACCUUUCCUACUUCAGUUGAACUAUGAUUUUUAGUUUUUGGGAAAAAGCCCUUUAAGAUCUUCAUUUUAAUGUCUAUAUGAGUUUACUCUUAAAAGGAGAAGAACCAGGUUCAUGUGCCUAGAAGAAGAGAUGCUAGGAACAGCUUGUUGAUUUGUAUAGUUUUUGAACUGAUAAGGCAUGGCUUGAGGUUAUAUAUAUUAUAUAUAUAAUAUAUAAUUACAUAUUAUAGAAAUAUAUAAUUUUUGAGGUUAUACACAAGUAUCAUUAAGGGUUGACUGUUGCAUCUUGGAAAUAUUUAUGUUUUACAUUUUUUAUUUUUCCAAUUUUUAAAAAAGAUUUAUUUACUUUAGAGAGUGAGAGAAAGCACGCCCACAUGUGAGCUGAUGGAGGGGCAGAGGGACAGAGAAUCUCAAGCAGACUCCGACUCCUUGCUGAGCUCAGAGCCCAUAUAACUGGGCUCCAAUUCCAUCUCAUAAACCCUGAGAUCAUGAUCUGAGCUGAAAUCAGGAGUCAGACGCGUAACUGAUGGCUACCCAGACUCAUGAGAUGGCCACAGAUGAUAAGGCUUCCCCAGCAGUGGACUCUGCUAAUGAUUUGCCGCGGUCUCCUACUAGUCCUUCUCAUCUCACACACUUUAAGCCUUUGACUCCUGAUCAGGACGAACCUCCUUUUAAAUCAGCGUAUAGUUCUUUCGUCAAUCUCUUUCGAUUUAACAAAGAACGCGCAGAAGGGGUCCAGGGAGAGCAGCAGCCUCUAGCUGGAAGUUGGGCCAGCCCUCAGCUUCCUUCAAGAACACAGUCUGUGAGGUCACCUACACCUUAUAAAAAACAGCUUAAUGAGGAACUCCAGCGACGAUCUUCAGCAGUAUUAGACACGAGAAGGAAAGCAGAACCUACCUUUGGAGGUCAUGACCCUCGUACAGCUGUUCAGCUUCGAAGCCUCAGCACAGUAUUAAAACGCCUCAAGGAAAUCAUGGAGGGGAAAAGCCAGGAUAGCGACCUGAAGCAAUACUGGAUGCCAGACAGCCAAUGUAAAGAAUGCUAUGACUGUAGUGAGAAAUUUACAACCUUCAGGCGCAGACACCAUUGCCGACUGUGUGGGCAGAUUUUUUGCAGUCGUUGCUGUAAUCAAGAAAUCCCUGGAAAAUUUAUGGGCUAUACAGGGGACCUCCGAGCUUGUACAUACUGUAGAAAGAUAGCUUUAAGUUAUGCUCAUUCCACAGACAGUAAUUCCAUUGGGGAAGACUUGAAUGCUCUUUCUGAUUCUGCUUCCUCUGUGUCUGUACUGGAUCCAAGUGAACCUCGAACACCUGUUGGAAGUAGAAAAGCUAGCCGCAACAUAUUUCUAGAGGAUGAUUUUGCCUGGCAAAGUUUGAUUCAUCCAGACCCUUCAAAUACUCCUCUUUCGACAAGACUUGUAUCUGUUCAGGAGGAUGCUGGGAAAUCUCCUGCUCGAAAUAGAUCAGCUAGCAUUACUAACCUGUCACUGGAUCGAUCUGGUUCUCCUAUGGUAUCUUCAUAUGAGACAUCUGUCAGUCCCCAGGCUAACCGAGCCUAUGUUAGGACAGAGACCACUGAGGAUGAACGCAAAAUUCUUCUGGACAGCGUUCAGUUAAAGGACCUGUGGAAGAAAAUCUGCCAUCACAGUAGUGGAAUGGAGUUUCAGGAUCAUCGUUAUUGGCUGAGAACGCAUCCCAAUUGCAUUGUGGGAAAAGAGUUAGUCAACUGGUUAAUCCGAAAUGGACACAUUGCUACGAGGGCACAAGCUAUAGCCAUCGGACAAGCAAUGGUCGAUGGACGUUGGCUGGAUUGCGUCAGUCAUCACGACCAGCUCUUCAGGGAUGAGUACGCGCUGUACAGACCACUGCAGAGUACAGAAUUCUCCGAGACCCCUUCUCCAGACAGUGACUCAGUAAACUCUGUGGAAGGUCACUCUGAGCCAUCCUGGUUUAAAGACAUAAAGUUCGAUGACAGUGACACGGAACAGAUAGCUGAAGAAGGUGACGAUAAUUUGACUAAUUCUGCCAGUCCUAGCAAGCGCACAUCAGUCAGCAGCUUCCAGUCCACAGUGGACAGUGACUCAGCCGCUUCCAUCAGCCUGAACGUGGAGCUGGACAACGUGAACUUCCAUAUCAAGAAGCCCUCCAAGUACCCACAUGUGCCCCCUCACCCUGCUGACCAAAAAGAGUAUUUGAUUUCUGACAAUGGAGGACAACAACUCUCAAUAAGUGACGCCUUCAUCAAAGAAUCCUUAUUUAAUCGUCGAGUUGAGGAGAAAUCCAAAGAGCUGCCUUUCACACCUUUGGGCUGGCAUCAUAACAACCUGGAGCUGCUGAGGGAGGAGAAUGGAGAGAAACAAGCCAUGGAGAGGUUGCUUUCAGCUAAUCAUAACCACAUGAUGGCACUACUCCAGCAGUUACUCCAUAAUGAGUCAUUGUCACCAUCCUGGAGGGACAUCAUCGUGUCACUGGUCUGCCAGGUGGUUCAGACAGUCCGACCUGAUGUCAAGAACCGGGACGAUGACAUGGAUAUCCGUCAGUUUGUCCAUAUUAAAAAAAUUCCAGGUGGAAAGAAGUUUGAUUCUGUGGUUGUCAAUGGAUUUGUUUGUACCAAAAAUAUUGCACAUAAAAAGAUGAAUUCUUGUAUUAAAAAUCCCAAAAUUCUUCUGUUGAAGUGUUCCAUUGAGUAUCUCUACAGAGAAGAAACUAAAUUUACUUGCAUUGAUCCUAUUGUGCUUCAGGAAAGGGAAUUCUUGAAGAAUUAUGUUCAGCGAAUAGUUGAUGUUCGACCCACAUUGGUUCUAGUUGAAAAAACAGUAUCUCGGAUUGCCCAAGACAUGUUACUAGAACAUGGCAUUACUUUGGUCAUUAAUGUAAAAUCACAAGUUUUAGAACGAAUCAGUCGGAUGACCCAAGGUGAUUUAGUAAUGUCGAUGGACCAGCUGCUUACAAAACCCCACCUGGGCACCUGUCACAAAUUUUAUAUGCAGAUGUUUCAGUUACCUAGUGAGCAAACCAAAACACUGAUGUUUUUUGAAGGCUGUCCACAGCACCUGGGUUGCACAAUCAAGCUUAGAGGAGGCUCUGAUUAUGAGCUGGCUCGAGUUAAGGAAAUCCUAAUAUUUAUGAUCUGUGUCGCUUACCAUUCUCAACUAGAAAUCUCCUUCCUCAUGGAUGAGUUUGCUAUGCCUCCCACGUUAACACAGAACCCUUCCUUCCAUUCUCUGAUCGAGGGGCAGGAGGACGAAGGGACUGCACAGGAGCCAUCCAGCGCAAGUCCCCUCACCCGGGAGCCUGACUUCCCCGCAGAGCUUCUGCCCUCCGAGGACGGCAGUUUGCUAGAAUCGAGGACUGUGUUUGAGAAGGGCGACCAGGAAAAUAAAAGCGUGACCCAGGAUGCGGCCUCUCUGAAGCAUCAGGAGUAUGCCACGACAGCUUGCGCGGCAGGGAUCCCCUGUGCUCUUUUUCCGUCGGUCCCGGAGUCACUGUUGCCGCUCCACGUGGACGACCGGCAGAAUGCCCUGGGCAUGGAGCAGCCAGAGCCCUUGCAGCACGCGGAUGAGCUACAGGAUCCCAAAAGCCAGAUGAGAACCUUUAGAGACCCUUUACAGGAUGACACUGGAUUGUACGUGACCGAGGAGGUUACCUCUUCUGAAGAUAAACGAAAGACUUAUUCUUUGGCCUUUAAGCAGGAAUUGAAAGAUGUGAUCCUCUGUAUCUCCCCAGUAAUCACAUUCCGGGAGCCCUUCCUUCUGACUGAAAAGGGGAUGAGAUGCUCUACCCGAGAUUAUUUUGCUGAGCAGGUGUACUGGUCUCCUCUCCUCAACAAAGAGUUCAAAGAAAUGGAGAGCAGACGGAAGAAGCAGCUGCUCAGGGAUCUCUCCGGCCUUCAGGGCAUGAAUGGGAGCGUUCAGGCCAAGUCUAUUCAAGUCUUACCCUCGCACGAGCUAGUGAGCACUAGAAUUGCUGAGCAUCUUGGGGAUAGCCAGAGUUUGGGUAGAAUGCUGGCUGAUUACCGGGCCAGAGGAGGAAGAAUUCAGCAAAAAAAUGCAGACCCUUUUGCUUAUUCAAAGGAAGUACCUGGCACAGCAAGCGGCAGAUCAGGAAGCAGAAUUGAGGGUGAUGAAGAGAAGGGGUUGAUUCCGAAUGACGCGGUGUGGUCGACAAAGGUGGACUGUCUGAACCCCGUGAACCACCAGAGACUGUGUGUGCUCUUCAGCAGCUCUUCGGCCCAGUCCAGCAACGCCCCCAGUGCCUGCGUCAGUCCCUGGAUUGUAACGAUGGAAUUUUAUGGAAAGAAUGAUCUUACAUUAGGAAUAUUUUUAGAGAGAUACUGUUUCAGGCCUUCUUACCAGUGUCCUAGCAUGUUCUGUGAUACCCCCAUGGUGCAUCAUAUUCGGCGCUUUGUUCAUGGCCAAGGCUGCGUGCAGAUAAUCCUGAAGGAGUUGGAUUCUCCAGUGCCUGGAUAUCAACAUACAAUUCUUACCUAUUCCUGGUGCAGAAUCUGCAAACAGGUAACACCAGUUGUUGCUCUUUCCAAUGAGUCCUGGUCCAUGUCAUUUGCAAAAUACCUUGAACUUAGGUUUUAUGGGCACCAGUACACUCGCAGAGCCAAUGCUGAGCCGUGUGGUCACUCCAUCCACCAUGAUUAUCACCAGUAUUUCUCCUAUAAUCAGAUGGUGGCAUCUUUCAGUUAUUCUCCCAUUCGGCUUCUCGAAGUAUGCGUUCCACUCCCCAAAAUAUUCAUUAAACGUCAGGCCCCAUUAAAAGUGUCCCUUCUUCAGGACCUGAAGGACUUCUUUCAAAAAGUUUCACAGGUGUAUCUUGCUGUUGAUGAAAGACUUGCAUCUUUGAAAACGGAUACAUUUAGCAAAACGAGAGAAGAAAAAAUGGAAGAUAUCUUUGCACAAAAAGAGAUGGAAGAAGGCGAGUUCAAGAACUGGAUUGAGAAGAUGCAGGCGAGGCUCAUGUCUUCCUCAGUGGACACCCCUCAGCAGCUGCAGUCGGUCUUCGAGUCCCUCAUCGCCAAGAAGCAAAGUCUUUGUGAAGUGCUGCAAGCUUGGAAUAACAGAUUACAGGACCUUUUCCAGCAGGAAAAGGGUAGAAAGCGACCUUCAGUUCCUCCAAGUCCUGGAAGACUGAGACAGGGGGAAGAAAGCAAGAUAAGUGCAAUGGAUGCAGCUCCAAGAAAUAUUUCUCCAGGGCUUCAAAAUGGAGAAAAAGAGGAUCGCUUCCUAACAACCCUGUCCAGUCAGAGCUCCACCGGUUCUACGCAUCUCCAGUUGCCUACUCCACCAGAGGUCAUGCCUGAACAGCUGGGGGCAGGGCCAGCUGACCUCGACACAGCCAGCAGCUCUGAAGAUGUGUUUGAUGGACAUUUGCUGGGAUCCACAGACAGCCAAGUGAAGGAAAAAUCAACCAUGAAAGCCAUCUUUGCAAAUUUGCUUCCAGGAAAUAGCUAUAACCCUAUUCCAUUUCCUUUUGAUCCAGAUAAACACUACUUAAUGUAUGAACAUGAACGGGUGCCCAUUGCGGUUUGUGAGAAGGAACCCAGCUCCAUCAUUGCUUUUGCUCUCAGUUGUAAAGAAUACCGAAAUGCCUUAGAGGAAUUAUCCAAAGCGACUCAGCGGAGCAGUGCCGAAGAAGGGCUUCCAACAAACAGUACUUUAGAUAGCAGACCAAAGAGUAGCAGCCCUAUUAGAUUACCCGAGGUCAGUGGAGGACAGACAAACCGUACAGCAGAAGCAGAACCACAGCCAACCAAAAAGGCUUCUGGAAUGCUGUCCUUCUUCCGAGGGACAGCAGGGAAAAGCCCUGAUCUCUCGUCCCAGAAGAGAGAGACCUUACGUGGAGCAGAUAGUGCUUACUACCAGGUUGGGCAGACGGGCAAGGAGGGGACGGAGAGUCAAGGCAUUGAGCCUCAAGAUGAGGUAGAUGGAGGAGAUACACAAAGGAAACAACUUAUAAAUCCUCAUGUGGAGCUUCAAUUUUCUGAUGCAAAUGCCAAGUUUUACUGCCGCCUGUACUAUGCGGGAGAGUUUCAUAAGAUGCGCGAAGUGAUUCUGGGCAGCAGUGAAGAUGAUUUCAUUCGUUCUCUUUCCCACUCGUCGCCCUGGCAGGCCCGCGGGGGCAAAUCAGGAGCUGCCUUCUAUGCAACCGAGGAUGAUAGAUUCAUUUUGAAGCAGAUGCCUCGUCUGGAAGUCCAGUCUUUCCUUGACUUCGCACCGCACUACUUCAAUUAUAUUACAAAUGCUGUUCAACAAAAGAGACCCACUGCAUUGGCCAAAAUUCUUGGAGUUUACAGAAUUGGUUAUAAGAAUUCUCAAAACAACACUGAGAAGAAGUUAGAUCUCCUUGUCAUGGAAAAUCUUUUCUAUGGGAGAAAGAUGGCACAGGUUUUUGAUUUGAAGGGUUCACUUAGGAAUAGAAAUGUAAAAACCGAUACUGGGAAAGAGAGUUGUGAUGUGGUCCUGCUGGAUGAAAAUCUCUUAAAGAUGGUUCGAGACAAUCCUCUGUAUAUCCGUUCUCAUUCCAAAGCCGUGCUGAGAGCCUCGAUCCGUAGUGACUCCCACUUUCUUUCUAGCCACCUCAUUAUAGACUACUCUUUGCUGGUUGGACGAGAUGAUACUAGCAACGAGCUGGUCGUUGGAAUUAUAGAUUAUAUUCGAACAUUUACAUGGGACAAAAAGCUUGAGAUGGUUGUGAAAUCAACAGGAAUUUUAGGAGGACAAGGUAAAAUGCCAACUGUGGUCUCUCCGGAGUUGUACAGGACUAGAUUUUGUGAGGCGAUGGACAAAUAUUUCCUGAUGGUUCCAGACCACUGGACAGGUUUAGGUCUGAACUGCUGAAAGGGAGCACAUGAUUUUGAAAUGGACCAUGAAUGAAAGGGGCCUGGAACAAAGGACCAAAAAUAAGCUACAUGUUUUAUUUCUUCAUCACAUUCACCACUGUAUGCCAAGGCCUUCCCGUCCUCUGGUCGUGUGGGCUGUCUGUAACUGAAGGGUUAAAACACCAUGGAUUUGCACUUUGGUUUUUGAUAACUAAAUUAGCUGUCUUAUGCUGGGAAGUUGCAUGAGCAUUUUUCCACUUAAGCUAAAAUACAGACAUAUUUCAAAGGGCUAACGACGAAUGUAUAGUCUUUAGAGGUGAGGAGAUAAGGGUGAAAAAAUGGGGGGUUGGUUUUGUUAACAGUCCUGAUAAGAACUAGUCCUGGAUUUUGGCUUUCCAGCAUCUUUUCCCAGCAGCUCAUUUGACAUACUCUUUACUUAGCAUUUGUAGAGGUGGUGAAUUUGUUUUGUGUUUCUUACAUAAAAGUAUAAUGUUGCCUAUUAUCAGAUUUUUCUGAAACCUUUAAAAAAUUCUGAAUUACUCUCUUAAUGGCCAGUGAAAAAAAUGGACCCAGUCUGUUCUUGUUUUAUUGGGGCAUUUGACUUAAAUUGGGAAUCCUGUUUUGUUCUUAGCUUGCCUUGUUUUUGAGUGUGCUUGCUGUGUUUUAAGUUCUGUCUUCUCUGCGGGUGACAGGAGACUCUAGCCAUUAACUGUAAGCCUUCUUUUGGAGCUGUUUUUUAAGCUUGUUUAUAACUUUUGUGCAAUUAAUAUGUUCACCUGCACUUACCCACACAUGCUCAUAUUCUAGGUUUUCCUCCACUUUCAGGGAAACAGUAAAUCGGUCUAUUGUGACUAACUUCCCAAAGGGAGAAUUACUGAGGAUUUCUUUUUUUAAUGGAAAAAAUAAAUUAGACCUUACCCAAGAUAUUGGGUGAGACGUAAACACUUGCUUGUUUUCUGUAAAGGUAAAGUGUCUUUUUCAAUAUAAAUAGCGAUUUAAAUGACAUCUGUAAAACUAAGAGGUUUCUAGUGUGGACAUCUGUUUCUUAACUUUCUGCACUAGUUUCUAGUGCAGUUCUGAUUAUUGAGAAAUGUUAAGAGAUAAAAUAUUUGUAGUAAGGAACUUCUUGUUUAAUAGAGUUUUUGUUUGUUUAAAAGUGAUCUGAUAUAGUACUAAACUAACUUUGAGGAAAUAACAGAACGACAAAUACUUCCUCAUGGCUUCUCUCCCUAACAAGGGUAAUUUGGGGAUUUAUAAAGUUUUAUAAAGUUCUCUUUUCAGGCUUCCUCUAAUAGCACAUUUCUAUUGUAACUUUCACAAAAUAAGAAAAAGAAAUCUGGGUACAUUCCAGUUACAGAGACUGUAAGUAUGUGAAAUAGGAACAUUUUGGAAAGUUUGCUUUAGAGAAGGAAAGCAUUAGUUUGGGGUUUGGUGCUUAUUGGAUAUGUGGUUUGUUUUGAACUAGUUAACAAGUUGACCAAGGUCUUAGGACUAAUUAUAAGCACUUUUUAAAUAAAUGUGGUGUGCCUUUUGAAACUCACACUAGAACACUAGUGGUUUUAAUUUUAAUAUUACAGAUGAGAAAAGGAUGGCCUCCUGCAGAAGUGAAGCAGGUGGAUGGAAUGUAACGUCUCCAGUCCCAAACAACGGAUUUUGCAUCUCGUUUUGAAUGCAAACACUGAUUUGUCUCUGUUCUUUUUUUCAGUCAGGAUACUUAGGAUUAUUUGUCCAUUUCCUGCACCCUCAUUCAUGCACUCCCUGGGAGAAGGUAGCUUUCCUUCACUGUAGUCAGGUGGUUUCUUUGUUUUGGUCUCAAUACCAAAUAUGUGGAGCUGGGAUCCUCCUCUGGAAUAAUUCCUGACCGUAGUGUGUGUCAUGUUGAUUCAGUUUUCCCUGCCCAUGACUUGAAGACCUAUUUUUUAAAGCACUGCUGCCUCUUAAUGAUUUUGAGGCUAAAAAAUUUCCAGUAUAAUACGAUCCCAAGCUAAUACUUGCUACCUUGCAAGGGUGAUCUGUCCUUUUAAAAUGUCUUAAUGAAAGGGAAGUAAAUUUGUGAGUGGUAGAACUAUAUAUAUCCUCACCCCCCGCUGCUUUUGUGGAGGCCGCUACCAUAGGUAUAUAUAAGGGACUUCCAGUGUUGUGCUCCUUGGUGUUAAGCAUUGAAUGACCACUCACGUCCCUUGAGUUCCCUUCUGAGGUUUGGAGAAUAUUGAUGUUGAAAAGUUAAGACUGAGGAAGAAAUCUUACUACUUUCUUCCUUAGAAUAAAAUAGAAAUCCUGAGAAAAUGGAUAGUAGCACAAGAAAACUCUGUGAACGUGUUUCAUUGUAUAAACAUCUUAUUUAUAAAUAUGAAGGGUUUUGAUGCCAUCAACACUUUAUGGGAAAAAUUAAAAAGAUUUACUUUUUCUUACCCAAGUCUGCGAAAAAUAAGGGGAAUCGGCUAUUGCAAGCCCUUUUGUAGUUUGUUGGAAUAAUUUAAAUUUGUAGACAUUCAAAAUUUCCUACAAAAUGCUGCUUAUAAUUUUUUUCUUGAUCCAGCCGUGAGUGUUUUUCUAGCUUUGGUUUUUAUUGGGUAUUGUAAAUAGGUUUGUAUUGGUUUUGGUGGCAUCAGUGUCUCCUUGGCAUUUUACUGAUUAGCAUUCGGCCAAGGAAGAGUCAUCUACCCGCAGAAAGUUUAUUUAGCUAGCAGAAUGGAAACUUGUGAAUGAGCCUGGUGGUGAAACAGGUCAGGCCAUUCAUUGUUCCUCAAGUGUUAACAUACUGACUUAGACAGUAUUCAAACCAUCUAGUGCAAUGCCUUUUUGUUUAUUUGUUUUUGUAACACGGGUGCAGUGUAUUAUAGAAAACAAAAAUUACAAUCCUGAGCAGUUUUAUUAAUGCUGCUGUGCUGGUUUUGUAAAAAAAUGUACAUUAUGUCUUUUGACAGGUUUGAUUUUAACUAGAGAAAUGACAUUGUAAAUCAUAAUAUUCUCUUUUAAUUUAAUACAAAGAAUUCAAUUAACAAUAUUGAAAAUACUUAGUGUAUUAUAUUGUAUAUAUUUCUCUACUUUGGUUCUAGCUGUUUUAUAUGAUUGACAUGUUAUUUAAGAGAUACAACUGCUUUGACCUUUUGGAGACUUAUACUGUAAAUAAAGAAGACUUAAAAUAA